AUGGUCGGCCGUGCCCGCAUCUGCCUCCGCCCUGCUCACCUCACUCAACACCAGUAUAUUCAAGCAACACACCCCCCAAUCCCAACCAGCGCACUUGCCCAGCGCAUAAACGCAUAUGCCCGUGCCCACCUCCCAGAACCAACCUACAAACACUCACUGCGCGUAUGCCACUACGGACUUGCCAUCAAACGCUAUCGUUUCCCUCAUGCGGACUGGGAUUUCUCCAACGAGACCUACUCCCUGGCAUAUGUGCUGCAUGAUAUCGGAACUACGGAUGAGAACCUGCAUAAGACGCACAUGAGCUUUGAGUUCUAUGGUGGGUUCUUGGCGUUGGAGGUGCUGCAGGAUGGGGAUGGUGGGACGCCGCGGGAGCAAGGGGAGAGUGUCGCAGAGGCGAUUAUUCGGCAUCAAGAUCUUUGCGACACGGAGGAAGAUUACCGCGUUGGGGCAAUUGCUGCUGCUGGCGACGAUCUUUGGUAUGUGUUUUUAUCAUGUCUAGUUUUCCUUUCCCCGGUUCCUGGAUAUCUUGAUAACUGUUAUAAUUCUUGGCGUAUAGAUAAUACCGGCACCUAUGCCGAUCUGGUCCAUUCUGACAGCAUCAAGGUUGUAUCGGCGCACUUCCCACGUCAUCACUGGAGCCAGUGCUUCGCCUCUACGAUCCACCGUGAAAAUGGCCUGAAGCCCUGGGCACAUACUACGGCCCUGGGCGAGGAAGCUUUUCCGGCCAAGGUGCUUGGGAACAAGCUCAUGGAACCGUUUGAAUGA
Penicillium cinerascens is the source of this 765-nucleotide messenger RNA. Its product is annotated as putative urea hydro-lyase/cyanamide hydratase. The record is from RefSeq and is a predicted model, not a curated record. The coding region runs from base 1 to 765 and encodes 254 amino acids. The transcript is spliced from 3 exons. NCBI's taxonomy places the organism in Eukaryota, Fungi, Ascomycota, Eurotiomycetes, Eurotiales, Aspergillaceae.